AUGACUUCUGGUCCAGUAUGGUUUGAUUUUCGCCACGACAUCGUCAUUUUGUCUCGCUUCAAAACACACCUCUACGGCAUUGAUGACAAGUGGAACAAAAUCGGGAACAAAGAAGUCCUCCGCCAGAUUCGACGACUUGCAAUCCCGUGGUCGGCGUUCCACCCAGGCCAGCAACGCUUCCUCACCCAUCUGGAACAUGUUUCGCGUUGGCGCUUCAUUCUCGGAAAUAUGUGUCGACUAUUCCCCCAUCUCACAGAUAUCUACCUGUUCGUCCCAGCUGUGCGGCAGAAGGCCUUGUACGAUUUCUCGUUGGAUCGUCACCCCCGCGAGCCUGGCAAGUGCAAGUCCUUGAGACCGCUUCUGAAGCCGGUCUUUAAGGACCACGAGGACGUGAAGCUGCCGGAUUGCGAUUGUAUCGAGCCGCCAUUAACUCUAGGAGAAGCUAUGGACCAGAUAUGUUAUGGCCUGAGACUGGAAGAGCACGAUGAGAUUGUUUGGCAGUGGGGAGAAAUUGUGCGUGUCCAUGGGCGAUGGUUGGUGAGGGACGGUUUGGACAUGGAAUCGCUUGGCGGAGUGCCUGGAAUCCAGGUCGAGAGUGCUUUCUGCAAGGAAAUCUCGGGAACAGACUGA
Colletotrichum siamense is the source of this 630-nucleotide messenger RNA. RefSeq lists its product as uncharacterized. The coding region runs from base 1 to 630 and encodes 209 amino acids. The transcript has a single exon. The record is from RefSeq and is a predicted model, not a curated record. NCBI's taxonomy places the organism in Eukaryota, Fungi, Ascomycota, Sordariomycetes, Glomerellales, Glomerellaceae.